Marmota flaviventris (yellow-bellied marmot) is the source of this 1712-nucleotide messenger RNA. RefSeq names its product fibroblast growth factor 5 (gene Fgf5). NCBI's taxonomy places the organism in Eukaryota, Metazoa, Chordata, Mammalia, Rodentia, Sciuridae. The record is from RefSeq and is a predicted model, not a curated record. Gene Ontology annotation, molecular function: growth factor activity.
GGGGAAGCUUCGCAGGCGUGCACAGAGCAGUGAGAUCACUGGCGUUAUAAAUAUCCCGGUGCCAGCGCCGAGAUCCGCUCCGGUGGCCUCUCUCUCUCCCCCCACUCCCUCUCUCUUCCCCGAGGCUAUGUCCACCCCGUGCGGCGAGGGGGACAGCGCCAGAGGCACGCAGCCGCGCGGGGGCUACAGAGCCCAGGAGCAGCCCAACAAGAUGCACUUAGGACCCCCGCGACUGGAAGAAUGAGCUUGUCCUUCCUCUUCCUCCUCUUCCUCAGCCACCUGAUCCUCAGUGCUUGGGCUCACGGGGAGAAGCAUCUUGCCCCCAAAGGGCAAUCCGGACCCGCUGCCACUGAUAGGAACCCGGGAGACUCCGGCAGCCGCCAGAGCACUAGUGGCACGACGUCUUCCAGGUCUUUUCCUGCCUCUUCUUCCUCCCCCGCGGCUUCUCUGGGCAACCAAGGAAGCGGCUUGGAGCAGAGCAGUUUCCAGUGGAGCCCCUCGGGGCGCCGGACUGGCAGUCUCUACUGCAGAGUGGGCAUUGGUUUUCAUCUGCAGAUCUACCCGGAUGGCAAAGUCAAUGGCUCCCACGAAGCCAAUAUGUUAAGUAUUUUGGAAAUAUUUGCUGUGUCUCAGGGGAUUGUAGGAAUACGAGGAGUUUUCAGCAACAAAUUUUUAGCGAUGUCAAAAAAAGGAAAACUCCAUGCAAGUGCCAAAUUUACAGAUGACUGCAAGUUCAGGGAGCGAUUUCAAGAAAACAGCUAUAAUACCUAUGCUUCGGCAACCCACAGAACUGAAAGGACAGGGCGGGAGUGGUAUGUGGCCCUGAAUAAACGAGGCAAAGCUAAACGGGGUUGCAGUCCUCGGGUCAAACCCCAGCACAUCUCCACCCACUUUCUACCAAGAUUCAAGCAGUCUGAGCAGCCCGAACUUUCUUUCACUGUUACUGUUCCUGAAAAGAAAAAGCCACCUACCCCUGUCAAGCCAAAGGUUCCACUCUCUACACCUCGCAAAAGUCCCAAUACAGUGAAAUACAGACUCAAGUUUCGCUUUGGAUAACUCUGAUCUAGGCCUUGCCAGAAAGCAUUCUUUUCCCUCAGGAGAUUCUACAGGUGUCUUCAGAGCUCUGGAGAAAAAUCUUCCGUCACAACUUUGGCUGGACUCACUCUGUAUGAAAAGUCAGGUCAUUUGUUUCAGUUUGAAGCAAAAACGUUUUUUUUGAUAGGAAUGGAACUGGAAUUCCUUGUACUUGUAGGAGGAGCACAGCACUUCAGUUCAGAAAGCCUUUUGCUUUAUACUUAGGGAUAUUUAGAAUUCCACAUUUUCAGAAAGUCAAAUAGCCUGGACUAUGUAUUUUUCUGACUUUUUCAGCUCAACCUGAAAGAACAUACAUGAUACAUUUUUUAUUUUUGGUUUCCAAAGAAUAUUUUGAUGCAGAUAAAAUAUUUUAUUAACUUUUUAUUUUUGUUUUUUUAAAUUACCUCUGCAUUGUUCAUAUUUUCUUACUUUUGUUAUUUUAACUAAUAUGACAUAAGCAAUUGUUUUAAUACUGUUUAUGAAUUAUAAAUGUGUUUAUAGUUUAUUUGUAACGUGGAUUUCUUUUGCAAUUUUCUAUUCACUGCACUAUUUUUAUUUUAUUUUUAUUUUUUAGCCAUACCUCAGUUAAUGUAAAUUUAGUUUGAUGUUUUAAAAUGUUUAAAUUCUCUUCCACAGCA